CAGCUGGAGCCGGGUUUAAGGAAGCGUCUGUCCGCCUGCAGUCUGCUGUUGGUGCGUCUACGGAGAGAGCUAGAGGCGCGGUGUGAGCAGACAAGAAAACCCAAACAUCACGACGGCCGCGCCAAACACACGGACCACCAUAAAUAUGAGCGUAAAUCAUCGCAUCUGUCGUUUUGUGUUGUAAGCAGAUUCAACCAUGUGAUUGUGAAUGGAGGUCACAACUCUGAUCCACCUUCACUAGAAUGUACCUAAUGAACGCACCUCCUGUUGCAGUGACGCGCACAGAGUGGAGAACAUGUGGCACACCAGGAGGCUAUAGCCUUCCACUUUGCCUCAAUGACUCGGACAGUGACUUGUCCACCAGAGGCACACCUAUCUCAGACAAAGUCCAAAUGAUCAUUGAGAGCCUACGGAGCACUCAGUCCUCAGUUGAGAUGGGAGAUGAAAAAGAAGGGAAAGUGCUAUCAGGACAAGAUGGACAUCCUCAAGUCUGUAAGGUAGCAAUGGGGUCUUUUGUUGGAGCCAACUCCAAAGCCCAAGGCCCCAUUGUUAACCAGCUCAAGAGUCCUACAAUCUGUAACAAUAGCCAUGAUUCAGACAGUGAUGAUUCUGUGGACAGAGGAAUUGAAGAGGCUAUACUUGAAUAUCUAAAAGAAAAGGAUGGUCCUAAACAAAAGAGUGAAACAUGUUCAGAGGAUUUCCAGCCUUCAAAGAUUCCGAGAAGUCCUUCUCCUAUUCCUGGCAUAUCCCGUCUUAAUUCUGAAAGCUGUUCAUUUUUUACUUCAAGCAAAGAUUUACCAAAAAAUAUAAUAACAGAAAAGCUGAUUACACCUACCACAUAUCCGAUUAAAAAAUACAUCAAACACAAGGCUUCAGUUAUUGAAGGCUCAUUCACAAAGCAAGAAUCCAGCAAACCUCCAAGCAGGUCAGAUGUACCAAUAGAUCAGACUAACCACCCAUCUAAAUAUUUAAGUGAUCUUAUCAAGUUGAGCGCAAAUCCAAAAGAGGAUUCUGACUCCAGCAGUGAUGAUGGGAUUGAAGAGGCUAUUCAGAAGUUUCAAAUGGAGAAGAAUCUGCUAAACAAAACAGAGACUCAAAACACACAUACAUUAAGUGAGGACUCUGAUUCAACUAGUGAUGAUGGCAUUGAAGAAGCUAUUCGCCGCUAUCAGCUCGAGCAACUCAAGAAGAAAAGCAUCCUUAAACCCUUGUUCAACAAAGCUAAAAAAACUGUCAACAAAUUCACAACAAAGGAACACCAUGGACCUAACACAGGAAUCACAAAGAAACACAAGCUGAAAAAGAAAAGGAAUAAAAUGAAGAAGGAAGUGUUAUCUGGCAUGUCAAGCAAUACACUUUUAGACAGCAUUAAAGGAAAUGUACCGCACUCCUUUAAAAUUGAAGCUUUGAAGGGUCAAUCCACUCAUCCAAAGACUAAUACAACAGCAGAACUUAUGUGUGCUGAGGCAAUACUAGACAUUUCUAAAACUGUCAUGCCUGGAGCCUUUCAACAGGCUCCUGGUUUCAGCAACACUUCUUCACUUGAUGCUUGUGCACAGACUUCACCUCCUCACAUUAAACUAGAGGAUGAAAGUGAUGACAGUUCUAUUGACAGUGAAGAUGGCAUUGAGCAAGAAAUAAGGAGAUUUCUUGAGCAAAAAGCACAAAUGCAGAAACAGACAGUGGGCUCUGCUGUGGCUCCUACACCUAGUGAUGAAAAUGAAGAGGCUGUAAAAACAAAAAGUUCAAAGAAACCUGGAAGGCUGUCUUUAACAAAAAAAAGGAAACAAAAAACUGAAAAACUUAACUUUUGCACUAUGUCAGCUUUGAGUAAUGUCAAAGGCACAAUAUCUUUAGCAGACAGCAAUGAUGAAUCUACACCCCCAGCAAGUCCAAUAUCAAAACAACAAAGGAAAGAGCAAAGUGGAGACAAAAGCAGCUCACUUGACAGUGAUGAGGACCUUGACCUGGCAAUAAAAGAUCUUCUCAAAACCAAAAAGAAAUUAAAGAAAAAGACAAGAGACUUAAAGCGUAAACCAGAGAAAUGCAUUAAAAAGGAAAUGCAAGGAUCUGUUUCUCUGUCUAAAAAGUCAAAACCUGAUCCACUCAAACAAAGUAUUCUCAGACAGUCAGAAAAGACAAAUUAUGAACUGAGUUAUUCUACAUUGCCCAAGGACAAUAUUUCAGAAAAGACAUGCAACACUAGUCAAGAAUCUAACAUGAAAUCAGAAAGUGAAUCUUAUAAAGGAACUGAUUUGACCUUCUCACCACUGUCUAAACCUAUGAAAGAUGAAGACAGUUCUGUGGACAGUGACGACAGCAUCGAGUUAGAGAUUAGGAAGUUUCUCGCAGAAAAGGCCAAGGUUGCAACAUCAGAACACCAUAAAAACCAGACUGUAUCAACAAAUGGUAUUUCUCCAGUUUGUGCUGAAAAUAAAACAGAGGAUGUUAAACAGGAAAAUCAGCGGGCUGAAAUUCCAAGUAAAAACAUUCUUCUACCAGGACAGUUGACUGAAUAUAGACCUGUUACUGAAAACAUACUGCCUAAAGAAAAAGUGCUACUUUUGUCUCCCAAGCAUUUAGCCCUAAAACACUCUCCUGCAGGUGCACAGGCCCUCUCCUCCAGCCCAACCUGCAGCCAGAGUUUGUUAGAGCCUGCCGAUGGUGCCGGAGCUGCUGCAAAUGCAACAAGAACUCAAAAAAUUGGUAGUGGAAACAUCCAAGGUGCAAGUCUGUCAAAAGAAGGACAAUCAGUUUUAAAUCCUAAUCUCACUGCUUCUCAAUCUGCAUCCAUAAAAUGGCGUCAAAGCCUGGGAUUACCUAUUACUGAUGCAAAAAUACGAACUCCAUUCCAGGUUACUUCAUCCAAAAUGAGUGAUACAUCUUUGACAACAAGGCCAUAUCAAACUGUUCAGAAUUUCAAAGUACAAAAUCCAGUUUGGUCCUCUGCAAAGACGAUCACUGCAUCUUUUUCUCGCAGUAAUGAGAUGGGGUUUCACCGCCAUGCUUUGAGCUUUUUAUCAUCUGCUAGACAGCAUCCAGGGCCCUUUACACAAGCACUUGCUUCUGGUCGCAGUUCACAAUUCCCUAUUGAGGAAGAGACUAAGAGCAUGGUGCAUAUAUCUAAAGACAAAAGUGUAUAUGUAGAACUUGAAACAAAUAGAACAAACCAUGUUCAAGUCCGAAGCAGGGACAGAAGUGAGGGCAAGGAAUGUCAAGAUGUGCUAACUGCUAAUACUAGAGAAAGAAAGAGUGGAAAGAUGGAGGAAAAAGAAGUAUGUCCGAAUAUUAAAGAGGAAAACUUUAUAGAUGAGGCAGAUUAUGAGUCAGGAAACGAGAGCAAUCAAGAGAAGAAACAGGGCCUUUCCACAUUGUCUUUAUCAAGUGCCAUUGACCCUGGCUUCACAUUCAAACCCUGCAUAGCUCUUACAACUGAAGAGCGAAGUGAGAGAUUCAGCAGGAGGUGUAUGGAUAACAAAUGCAGGAAGGGAAUAAUUUCUUGGAGAAGUGGGAAUUUACAACAGUCAAUUCAGCAUGUUAAGAGAAAGCUUCAGUUUGUUCCUGUACUGAGGAGAAAGGAAGCAACAAGUCUGCAAAUAUAAAGAGGUUUAUGGACCAAAAUGGCUUGUAUUCUGUUCAAACAUUGUUGGUGAAGUUCAGUUUGUUUAGCCAGUUCAUUCAUUGUAUGUUUUUGAUUCCCACUGCAUGCGUAUUUUCCAGUAAUAAGUUUUAACUUUCAAUUAAAAUCCGUUAUUGUGGGUGACGAGGUGGCUUUCUUUAAUCAGUACCUCAUAUUGUUAACGAAAUUUCUUUUUGAGACAAAACAUGAAUAAAGCUGAAAACCAUGA
Boleophthalmus pectinirostris (great blue-spotted mudskipper) is the source of this 3848-nucleotide messenger RNA. RefSeq names its product protein phosphatase 1, regulatory subunit 26 (gene ppp1r26). Lineage: Eukaryota; Metazoa; Chordata; Actinopteri; Gobiiformes; Gobiidae. Gene Ontology annotation, biological process: negative regulation of phosphatase activity. The record is from RefSeq and is a predicted model, not a curated record. The coding region runs from base 243 to 3602 and encodes 1119 amino acids. The transcript has 5 exons. Gene Ontology annotation, molecular function: protein phosphatase inhibitor activity.